Molecule: messenger RNA, 3952 nt
Organism: Nerophis lumbriciformis (worm pipefish)
Lineage: Eukaryota; Metazoa; Chordata; Actinopteri; Syngnathiformes; Syngnathidae
Product: homeobox protein engrailed-1-B-like
Biological process (GO): neuron differentiation; multicellular organism development; regulation of transcription by RNA polymerase II
Cellular component (GO): nucleus
Molecular function (GO): DNA-binding transcription factor activity, RNA polymerase II-specific; RNA polymerase II cis-regulatory region sequence-specific DNA binding
Source: RefSeq, a predicted model, not a curated record
CGGAGACGGACGAUAACGGUUCGAGGGGGGGAAAGAGUCCGCGCUCAUAUUGGUCGGGUUUACGCCGAGGGAAACUAUUAUGUGAUGUUUUAAACACAUUCUUUGAAAAGGUUGCUUUUUAUUUUUUCCACCCCUGGUGCUAAAUUGGAUAACAAAAAGAGGCGGGAAGGCAACACGUGGAGUGUUGUCGCGCGGCUAGCGGCAGCCAUGGAAGAGCGCAAGGAGCCGAACGGCGGCCGGGACUCGACCGAGGACGAGAGCCUGUCGCCGAACCUGCCGUCCCCCGCCCCGGUCCUCCCGCACCAGGCCGCCCAGCAGACCCACAGAACCACCAACUUUUUCAUCGACAACAUCCUGCGGCCGGACUUCGGCUGCAGAAAGGAGGCGAGCUACAGCCGUGAGAGGGGCGGCCAGACGGCGGGCAGGGAGAACGUCAACCCGCUGCUGGCCGCGACGAGGCCGCACGCCGGCAGCCUCUGCCUGGACUCGAACUGCAGCAGCGACAGCGCCUCGUCGCCGUCCUCCUCCUCCUCGUCGUCCUCCUCCUCGUCGUCGUCGCCCAAGCAGGCGAAGCAAGCCGAAGCGGCGAGCAACGGCUCGGGGGGAAGAUACGCGGACAGCCCCGCCGCCAUCGUGGUGGUCAACGGCGGCAAUGGAGCGUCUCCGCCCGCCGCCAAGGACCCGAUGCUGUGGCCCGCCUGGGUCUACUGCACGCGGUACUCGGACCGGCCCUCAUCUGGGCCGAGGACACGCAAACUGAAGAAGAAGAAGAGCAGCAAGGAGGACAAGCGGCCGAGGACGGCGUUCACGGCCGAGCAGCUGCAGAGACUGAAAGCCGAGUUCCAGGCCAACCGCUACAUCACGGAGCAGCGGAGACAGUCCCUGGCCCAGGAACUCAACCUCAACGAGUCCCAGAUCAAAAUCUGGUUCCAGAACAAGCGGGCCAAGAUCAAAAAGGCCACCGGCUACAAGAACGGCCUGGCGCUGCAGCUGAUGGCCCAAGGACUGUACAACCACUCCACGACCACCGUGCAGGAGGACAAGGAGGACAGCGAGUAGACUCUCUCUUAUUUAAACCCCCUAUGGACAUCAAAUUUAUAUAUAAAUAUAUAUAUAUAGCCGCUGCAGUUAUCAUGUCGUAAACCGUAUCUUCCAUUCGUUCUCGGUAUAUCGUCUCUCUCUGCAUUGCGUGGUUGUUCCCCCCCACCCCCUCCCGCCCCACAUCGUUUUAAUGUGCAGCUCCUUUCACGGUUAUCGUUUCACACAUCGCAGACGCAAAGCCAAAGAUUUUUCAUAUGUUCACAUGUGUAUAUAUAUUAAAAAAAUAAAUACAUUGUAAAAAAAAAAAAAAAGUAAUAAAAAAAAAAGACGAGCGAGAUUUCUUUCUUUUUAAUUCUGAAAAAAGGGAGUUGAUGUGGUUUGGCGCAAUAAUGCCGAAAUGACGCAACCUGUUAUUCAAUGUGCGCGUUUUUUAAUUUUUUUUUUAAAGAGCUGGAAUUAAAAGGGAGACCAAAGUGACGGAACCAAUUAGAAGAACCGCAUGAAGGAUGAAACACACACACACACACACACACACACACACACACACACACACACACACACACACACACACACACGCACACACACAUACGCGAGGGCGUACAGUAAGUACAGUAAGUGGAAUUAAAACGUCUAAAUGUGCAACCUGCGCCGUUAUAUUAAUUUCUCUAUUCAGCCUUCUCUCUGCCGCACAAAAAUAGUAUCGUUCCAAUUGCUGGUCACGUGACCUCAUUCGGGAACAGAUUCACAUAAAACACUUAAAAUCUAUACAUUUAUUGAAAAACACUAGAUUUAAUAUUAAAAAAAAAACUUGUUUGGCGUACAGUAAGUGGAAUUAAAACGUAUAAAUGUGCAACCUGGCGUUGUAUUAAUUUCUCUAUUAUAGGUUUCCUUAAACGCACAUGCGCACUGCGUACAAGAUAGCGUUCCAAUCGCUGGUCACGUGACCUCAUUCGGCAACAUAAAUUAUUCACAUAAGAAACUUAAAAUCUAUUAAAAAAACCUCUAUAUUUAAUUAAAAAAAACCUGUUUGGCGUACAGUAAGUACAGUAAGUGGAAUUAAAACAUCUAAAUGUGCAACCUGGCGUUAUAUUAAUUUCUUUAUUCAACCUUCUCUCUGCCGCACACAAAUAAUAUCGUUCCAAUUGGUGGUCACGUGACCUCAUUCGGGAACAGAAAUUAUUCACAUAAGACAAUUAAAAUCUAUACAUUUAUUGAAAAACACUAGAUUUAAUAUUUAAAAAAAACAUCUUUGGCGUACAGUAAGUGGAGUGAAAUCGUCUAAAUGUGCAACCUGGCGUUGUAUUAAUUUCUCUAUUAAAAGUUCCCUUAAACGCACAUGCGCACUGCGUAAAAGAUAGUGUUCCAAUUGCUGGUCACGUGACCUCAUUCGGCAACAUAAGUGAUUCACAUAAGAAACUUAAAAUCUAUUGAAAACACUCUAUAUUUAAUACAAAAAACAGUUUGGCGUACAGUAAGUACAGUAAGUGGAGUUAAAACGACGUCUAAAUGUGCAACCUGGCGUUGUAUUAAUUUACCUAUUAAACGUGCCCUCUCUCGUGCCCAUGCGCACUGCAUACAAGAUAGCGUUCAAAUUGCUGGUCACGUGACCUCAUUCGGUGACAAAAAAGAUUCAAGUAAAUAUAUAUAUUUAUUGAAAGCACAUAUUAUUUAAUAAAGAAAAACAAAACUGUUUGGCGUACAGUAAGUACAGUAAGCAGAGUUAAAACGACGUCUAAAUGUGCAACCUGGCGUUGUAUUCAUUUCUCUAUGAAACGUUCCCUUAAACGCACAUGCGCACUGCAUACCAGAUAGCGUUCAAAAUUGCCGGUCAUGUGACCUCGUCCGGUGACAUAAAAGAGUCAAGUAAAUAUAUACAUUUGAUGAAAACACUCAUUAUUUAAAAAAAAACAAAAACAGUUUGGCGUACAGUAAGUUGAAUUAGAGUGACUUGUAAAUGUGUCAAUGAUAUUAAAUUAGACAAUUUCUCCUGCUUAUAAGGAAAAAUAUCAGCCGAAUUGCUGGUCACGUGACCUCAUGCGGGGGAACAUAAACGAUUAAAAUAAAACACUUGUGUUAUAUAAAUCAAACAAAACACUAAUUAUUAAAUAAAAAAAGCUGUUUUUUUUCUUCCCAAAAAAGUGGGAAAUAACAUUAAUUACAAUAAAUACAAAUAUGAUACAUUUGACUCAACAUGUUGAUGAAUGUCCACAAUUUUAACAAUAACAAAACACAAGAACCUAAAACACGCAGAAAAACACGACCAUCCUCCUUUAACAAUUGUAUUUUCUUUUAUUUAAACUAACAAAUGAAUUCACAGGUCGAGCAGCUCCCGGUUCUAUAGUUGUUGAUUUUUUCCCUUCAUAUUUCCACAAAAAAACGCAUUUUUUAACAUUUAUUAUUCAAACAAACAUAAGACAAGAAAAUAAUAUCACAGCUCGAACCUAUUUUCCGUGCAAUGAAAAUAGUCGGAAAAAAGCCUGCAGUUUGGAAUAUUAUGGAAAAAUCUGUGCUGUGGGAACGUGUCCGGUACACACGUGAUUGUGUGUGUGUGCGUGUGUGUGCGUGCGUAAUGAUGUAAUUAAGAGCUAACAAGCCUGCAGAAGUCUGCAUGCUUUUAGGCGCCUUUAAUUAUUUCAUGCAAUUGCAGCACAACUAGUGCCUACAGAGCAGCACUUGAAGUAUAUGUUUAUAUGUUUAUAAUUGAUUUCAGGGGCUUAAUUGUGCGAGUUCAUGUGUAGGUUAUUAUUUCACGGCUCUUCAAAGAUAAUUGACAUUCCCUCUCAACGUUUAGCCCGUUUGUUUGGACCAUUAUUGGCGCAUCGUGCACAAUUUGAUCACAUCUAAUAAAAUAAAACACAAGCUAAAUAGCAAUUACAUUUAUUUGCAUGUGCAAACAUAUUUUUUUUAAAUU